CUGGUAGGAUUCACAACUCUUUCCUGCAUUGAAGGCAAGAACACUGUCUCAGAAAGAAGUUGAUUUACAGCAAGAAUUUCCAGGUCAUGUAACACUGGUGUUACUGUGGAUCAAAGCGUAUGGAGAGUCUAUGUGUGACAAGUACAGACUCCCAUUUGUGAAACACUUUCAUGGAGAGCCUCUUGCACAGUAUUAUGAGAUAAGUGCUUUAGAUGGUUUUUUCUUCAAAGCAUUUAAAGGAGUAAUUGAAAAAAAUUUAAGGAAAGAAAGGCCUGCAGACAGACAUGAUAACUACCUCUUCUUUAGCGGUAACUUAAAGCCCAUCAAGAAGAAAAUCAUGGAGAAUGAAAUUGUGGGACAUGCUUAUCUUGUAGACUGUAAUGGGUUAAUAAGAUGGAAGGCGCAUGCUAAUCCUGCUGAGUUGGAAAUCAAUCACAUGUUGGACUGUUCACAACUGUUACUUAAAGAGGCAAAAAGAACUCUUAACUCUGAAGACAAAGUUCCCUGGAAUAGCAGAUGAUAAAUGUGGUGAUAUUAU
Pocillopora damicornis (cauliflower coral) is the source of this 538-nucleotide messenger RNA. RefSeq lists its product as uncharacterized. Gene Ontology annotation, biological process: mitochondrial proton-transporting ATP synthase complex assembly. Gene Ontology annotation, cellular component: mitochondrial inner membrane. NCBI's taxonomy places the organism in Eukaryota, Metazoa, Cnidaria, Anthozoa, Scleractinia, Pocilloporidae. The record is from RefSeq and is a predicted model, not a curated record.